UCACUAUUAUUAUUAGCUGUAAGAUCAACUUAUUAGAGCAUAAGUUUUAUUGGUAAAGUAUUUUGUGAUUAAUGAUCUGUAUUUUCACAUAUGGUUAGGAUAUCAGAUGAGAUUCUUACGACAGAUUAAAGAGUUUGAAUUACAAGAUUUGUCUGACAAACAAGUGAAAGAAAAUGGCCAUUAUGAAGAGGGCAAGCAAAAUAAUUCAUAUAUAUUAAAUGAAUUAAUUGUUUAAACUAACACCUCAAGAAUUGGCAACUAGAAAGGAUAUUGUAGUAUUAAGUGAUAAAGGAUUACGUUUUAGAGAAGAGAUAAAAUCAUAAGAAUAAUAUGAUUUAGAUGAUUUUCAUUUGCCUUAAAGUAAUUUCUAUCAUUGUACAUUUAAGUCAACUCUUAAAAAGAUAAACCAUAUACUAGAAGAUAAGUACUCUAAGGAGAAAAACCAUCAGAAUUAUUAGUAGCUGAUUUAAAAAAAGAACUAAAUAUCAGUAGACCAUAUAUGGAGAAAGCAUUAGAGAAAAUGACUGCAAAAAUUACUCAAGAAAAACCAUCUGCAGCAAUAAACUCAAAAUUAUAAAGACUUUAUCAAGAAUUAGAUAGACAUACACGUUUAUUAGAAAAGAAAAAAGUUAAGUUUCAAAAGAAGCCAAUUGAAUAAUAAAUACAGGAUUAAACUUCAAUUUUGGAAGAAUCAGAAUUCUAAGAUAAAGUAGCAUCUAUUAAUGCUUUAGAAGCAAGAUUAUGGAGAAUGCAAUAAAACUAUUAGAAUGAAAUUAACAUUCGAGAGGAUACUUUAAAAGUAGCUAUAACUAUCUUACUUGUAGAAAGUUAAGCAAAAUUUAAAUGUGAUGAGGAUUUAAAAGGAAGCUGAAAUAGAACAGGUUCCAGUCCCUGUCUAAGUAGAAUAGCUUUAAUAAUCUUAAUAUCUCGAUAGGAAAUAAGUUAGACUUAAAGAUUAUUAAAAAUAUAAAUUUGAAGUAAUUUAUACUGUUAUACAUAGAAAAUAUGGAAUAAGUAACCUCCUCCAUCUUAUACUUCUAAAUAAAUUUUAAUCGAAGAGGAGAGAAAGAAACAACUUCAAUUAAUAAAAGAAUAAUAGGAAUAUGAGUAAGAAUUAUUGCGAAGAAAUGGUCAUUCUAAUAUGAUUGGUAAUUUUAAUGAUCAUGUCUAAGAAUAACAUGAAUAAUGA
Molecule: messenger RNA, 1189 nt
Organism: Paramecium sonneborni
Lineage: Eukaryota; Ciliophora; Oligohymenophorea; Peniculida; Parameciidae
Source: the annotation of a GenBank genome assembly